ACAACAGCAAAAAUCUAUGAUUCUGUUUAAAAUUAUUUUAAAGGUUAUUAUAAAUUUUCAAUUAUUGUUCACUCCUAUAUUUUGUUGUUGUUGUUGGUUUCACAACCAACUGAGUUUGUAGAUUGUUUUCUUUUAGUUGUUAGAAAGUUAGAGACUUUAUUUAUCCUUUGUAGGAAAUUACUUUGUUGGAGCAGUUACAGUAACAGUCACGAAUCCUCAUCUAACACUGAGCAGAAAAUAAUUCUGGCACAAAAAUUAUUCACAGAAGUACCAAACCAUACAAAGGACUUAGGGUGAAGUUAUAAAAAUAGAAUGUGCAAAAUAUACUGUAUAGAAAAUAACUUGCAGACUUACUUAGUUGUAGUUGAAACGGUGGAAACUGCUAUGUGUCUUUAUGUUAAAUUAAGUAUAUGUCUUCAGAGAUAGCUUCACCUAGUAACUGAGGCUACAUUCUAAAAGAAGAAGAAGGAACUGUGUAAUCCCAGAAAGCAAGUUUUGCACUUUUACAACUCAAACGGUCAGUUUGAACCUAUUUAUCCACCAAACUGCUGUUCACACGUUUUGAAGGGGAAUUUCAGUUUAAGAUGUCAUACAACAUGAAAUGCGAACGAACACAUGCACUUGAACUGCAGCAGGACAAGAAAACCAAUCCGUCAAGUCACUGCAGCCUCAGGUGGCAGGCCCUGUUUUACAAGACGUCGCUCUCGCCUCCACCCACAGUGAUACGCCAAGAAAGUUAUGUGUCGAGGAAAAAAAGAAGUCGGAGAGAACUUUAGUCUCCAAUUAUCUGGAGUCCACUUUUAAAAACUUUCAAUUUUGCAAAAUUAUACAUGGCACUUUACAAAGAAGACAGUCAGGAGGACGCACUGGAAUGCCCUGUGUGCUAUGAGAGUCUCUCUGGCACUGAGCGCACUUUGAGCUGCGGACAUGUAUUCUGCCACGACUGCUUGGUCAAAACGCUGGUCAGCAUCAACAGCGAUGGAAACAUCCGAGACACGAUCGUUUGCCCCAUCUGCAGACAUCUUACAUUCAUCAAGAGACAAAAGGAAGCGCUGGUGUCGCUCACAGCGGACAAGGAUCCGCAUGAAGGGCAAACCCUGGAAGUACCUCUUCCUCUGCCACUGGGGCAGCUCCAGAGCGCACGGCGCGCCUCCAUGGAGAGCGCACUGAGUGGAGUAAACUGGGUUGCUCGCUGCUGCAGGGGCAUCUCUCAGCGAGUCCGCCGACAAAGGUUAAUCAGCCCCAGCCAUAAUGCAUCUCAGAUCUUCAUCAUAAGCGCUCAGGGGCGACCUAUGGCUGAAGAAGAGGCGCUCAGUGUUGUGAUGACUGUGGUUCAGCCCCAGCGCAGGCGAAGACGCAGGAUUUGUACAACAGCACGAUGCUUGCUCGUCUUGCUCUCGGCAUUUACUGUCUUGGCACUGGUGGCAGCGACUUUGCCGUGGAUUUUGUUGGCGUAGCACCUUGAUAAAUAUGUCUGAAUUUAAGUGCCAGUAAGGACAUGAUCAAGUGACAUUUAAAGACAGAGAGAAGUCCGCGUAAUGUUACCCAUCAGCUAAGGAAAUGUGUUUGUUAGUCUGACUGAAAAAUAACAAGGAGUGUGUAAUCAUUCCAAUGAAAAUGUAAAAUUCAGUAAAUACAUGAAGAUCUGCUUUAGUUUUUAAAGAUGAUCAGGUGUAAUUUCUUUCCCUGAUUUUGUGGCAAAGUGAGGGAGUUUAUAUGCAUGUCUUGUCCUUUUAUGAGUAUUACCAAGCAACAGUGUAAAGCAAAGGUUAGGAAAGCCUUGACAGCACUCUUUUGUUUUGCAUUCCUGUCUUUGACAUGUUCGACCUGUUUUAUGAGAAGCACAGGUGAAAAAAAUUAACCAAUUUCAACAUAUACAAAGGUUGUUGAAUACAAUGGAGGUGCGACUUAUAUAGUUAUAACUUAACAACUACAAGUUUUUGUUAGGAAUUCAAUAAA
Molecule: messenger RNA, 1959 nt
Organism: Acanthochromis polyacanthus (spiny chromis)
Lineage: Eukaryota; Metazoa; Chordata; Actinopteri; Pomacentridae
Product: RING finger protein 222
Exons: 1
Coding region: 831-1457 (208 amino acids)
Source: RefSeq, a predicted model, not a curated record